AUGGGCUCAGUCAUCGACCUUGACAGUCCUUUGCCAACUCGGCGGCCACGCAUCGCUGUCACACUUGGCGACCCCUCUGGAGUUGGCCCCGAGCUGAUCGCAAAACUUCUGAGCAAUCCCGAAAACCCCAAGAGGGCAGAUAUUUUCUUGCUGGCAGACCAGUGUGAGCUGGAAUCGGCUGUGCAAGAUGCCGGAAAUGUCAAGGUACUUGUCUCGACUGCGCCGGCGGGGCCAAACGCCGCACAGCUUCUCGAUGACAACUCGUCAGGCGAUUACAAGACGGAGCGUGCCAAAGAGUCGCGCGACAGUGGUGCCCGGUGCAUGCACCAGCUGAGGCGGGCGCUGAAGCUCGUCGAGCAGGGCAAGAUUGAUGCGAUUGUCUUUGGACCUCUCAACAAGAGCUCGCUGAAGAUGGCGGGCAUGAAGGAGGAGGACGAGCUGCGGUGGUUCGCGAAGCAGCUCAACUACGCCGGGACCACCAGCGAGAUCAACAUUGCUGGACCGCUGUGGACGGGCAGGGUGACGAGCCACAUCGGCAUUGAGGACGUUGCCGCUCGGAUCACCACCGAGAGCACCGUCGAGGCGAUUCAGCUGCUGAACCGACUGAGGUGGGAGUCUGGUCUGGCCGCCCCCCGUCUAGGAGUAUGCGCCCUGAACCCACACAACGGUGAGAACGGCGCAUUUGGACGGCAGGAGAUUGAGGCAAUCCGACCCGCGGUCAAGAUUGCACGCGAGGAACUGGGCAUCGACGCGCAGGGACCGUUCCCAUGCGACACAAUCUUCUUGAAGCGGGAGCACUUUGAUGGUAUCGUGACCAUGUACCACGACCAAGGCCAGAUCGCGAUGAAGCUGCUGGGGUUCGAUGGUGGUGUCACGAUCCAGGGCGGCCUGCCGAUCCCCGUGGCCACACCUGCGCACGGUACUGCGUUUGAUAUUGCUGGGAAGAACCUGGCGGCUAUCACGAGUACGCAAAAUGCAUUCAGUAUUGCGACGACCAUGGCAGAGCGUAUCAUUCUGCGGGAUUCGCUCAAAGAUGGUACUGGGGCGGGCGAAGCGGCGCCGUUCAGCCCUGUCAAAGCGAAAUCGUUGCUUACGUCGACCGUUGUGGAUAUCCCGUCGUGUUGCUAG
Molecule: messenger RNA, 1128 nt
Organism: Microdochium trichocladiopsis
Lineage: Eukaryota; Fungi; Ascomycota; Sordariomycetes; Xylariales; Microdochiaceae
Product: 4-hydroxythreonine-4-phosphate dehydrogenase
Exons: 2
Coding region: 1-1128 (375 amino acids)
Molecular function (GO): NAD binding
Source: RefSeq, a predicted model, not a curated record